Messenger RNA from Alligator mississippiensis (American alligator), 942 nucleotides. RefSeq names its product olfactory receptor 4S2-like. Bases 1 to 942 code for a protein of 313 amino acids. Gene Ontology annotation, cellular component: membrane. NCBI's taxonomy places the organism in Eukaryota, Metazoa, Chordata, Crocodylia, Alligatoridae. Gene Ontology annotation, biological process: G protein-coupled receptor signaling pathway. The transcript has a single exon. The record is from RefSeq and is a predicted model, not a curated record. Gene Ontology annotation, molecular function: olfactory receptor activity; G protein-coupled receptor activity.
AUGGAGAACAGAAACAAUGUGACCGAGUUCAUCCUUUUGGGACUCUCUCAGAAUGCAGCUGUACAGAAGACCUGCUUUGUUCUGUUUCUGCUCAUUUAUGUGGUGAUUGUUCUGGGGAAUGGACUCAUGGUGGUCAUGGUGAAGUUCACCCAGUGUCUCCACACACCCAUGUAUUUCUUCCUCUCCAUCUUGUCAUUUGUAGACAUCUGCUAUUCCUCUGCUACUGUCCCCAAGCUGAUAGAGGGCCUACUAUUGGAGGAUAAGACAAUCUCUUAUCAGGGCUGCAUCAUGCAGCUCUUCUCAGUGCACAUAUUUGGCUGCAUUGAGAUUCUCAUUCUCACAGUGAUGGCCUAUGACCGCUAUGUUGCCAUCUGCAAGCCCCUCCAUUAUGUAACCAUCAUGAACAGGCAUGUGUGCAGUUGGAUGGUGGCAGCCUCAGGGCUGGGAGGCUUUGUGCAUUCCAUAGUGCAGACACUCCUCACCAUCCAGCUCCCUUUCUGUGGGCCCAGUGAGAUUGACCACUAUUUUUGUGAUGUGUUUCCCUUGCUUAAACUCGCCUGCGCUGAUAGCCAUCUAGUUGGAGCACUGGUUGUUGCCAACACUGGGAUGAUUGCCCUGGGUUGUUUUCUUGUCUUAGUCAUCUCCUAUAUUAUAAUCUUAGUUGCUCUCAGGAUGCAUUCCUCAGAGGGAAGGCGCAAAGCCCUCUCUACCUGUGCCUCCCACUUCACCGUGGUGUUGCUACUCUUUGGACCCUGUCUUUUCAUCUACAUCCGCCCCUCCACAACCUUACCAGUGGAUAAGGUCUUUUCCCUGUUUUAUACCAUUAUCACCCCAAUGCUGAACCCAAUCAUUUACACCCUGAGAAAUGCUGAGAUGAAAAGUGCCAUGGGGAAGCUGUGGAAAAAAAAAGAGGAGGCUCGGCAAAAAAAAUUAAUUGGGUGA